Pteronotus mesoamericanus is the source of this 2917-nucleotide messenger RNA. RefSeq names its product protein disulfide isomerase family A member 4 (gene PDIA4). The record is from RefSeq and is a predicted model, not a curated record. NCBI's taxonomy places the organism in Eukaryota, Metazoa, Chordata, Mammalia, Chiroptera, Mormoopidae. Gene Ontology annotation, biological process: protein folding; response to endoplasmic reticulum stress. The transcript has 10 exons. Gene Ontology annotation, molecular function: protein disulfide isomerase activity. Gene Ontology annotation, cellular component: endoplasmic reticulum; cell surface; endoplasmic reticulum lumen. Bases 168 to 2096 code for a protein of 642 amino acids.
GCUGGGAUUGGCCGGCCCUCGGCUUCCCUCGCCCCCAGCCAAUCGCCGGCGAGGACUUCCUGGGGGGGUUACUUUACUGUCUCGCGUUUUGGUCGCCAGACCAGACCCCCAGGUCCGGGAUCGCUCGGCGGCCGCUGGCGACAGGAGGCUGCGCUUCCACCGCCGUGAUGAGACCCGGGAAAGCCUGCCUGCUGGUCCUGCUCCUCGCUCUGGUGCAGCUGCUGGCCGUGGCCAGCGCUGGGGAGCCCGACGGAGAUUCUAAUAAAGAAGAAGCCAUGGAGGAGGAAGACGAGGAGGAGGAAGACGAGGAGGAGGAUGAUGACUUGGAAGUUAAGGAAGAAAAUGGUGUCUUAGUCCUAAACGACGCGAACUUCGAUAACUUUGUGGCUGACAAAGACACGGUGCUGCUGGAGUUCUACGCCCCGUGGUGUGGACACUGCAAGCAGUUCGCUCCAGAAUAUGAAAAAAUCGCCAGUGCCCUGAAGGAAAACGACCCUCCCAUUCCCGUCGCCAAGAUUGACGCGACCGCAGAGUCGGCGCUGGCCAGCAGGUUCGAUGUGAGCGGCUACCCCACCAUCAAGAUCCUCAAGAAGGGGCAGGCUGUCGACUACGAGGGCUCCAGGACCCAGGAAGAAAUUAUUGCCAAGGUCAAGGAGGUCUCGCAGCCCAACUGGACGCCUCCACCGGAAGUCACGCUUGUGCUGACCAAAGAUAACUUCGACGAAGUGGUGAACGACGCAGACAUCAUCCUGGUGGAGUUUUACGCCCCAUGGUGCGGGCACUGCAAGAAGCUGGCCCCCGAGUACGAGAAGGCUGCCAAGGAGCUGAGCAAGCGCUCGUCCCCGAUCCCCCUGGCGAAGGUCGAUGCCACCGCGGAAACGGACCUGGCCAAGAGGUUCGAUGUCUCUGGCUACCCCACUCUGAAGAUCUUCCGCAAGGGAAAGCCUUUUGAAUACAACGGCCCACGGGAGAAAUACGGGAUCGUGGACUACAUGAUCGAGCAGUCCGGGCCACCCUCCAAGGCUCUCCCAGCCCUGAAGCAGGUCCAGGAAUUCCUGAAGGAUGGAGACGACGUCAUCAUCGUUGGGGUCUUCCAGGCAGAGAGCGACCCGGCCUACCAGCUGUACCAGGAUGCCGCUAACAACCUGAGAGAAGAUUACAAAUUCUACCACACUUUCAGCACUGAAAUAGCAAAGUUCCUGAAAGUCUCCCCGGGCAAGCUGGUCAUGAUGCAGCCUGAGAAAUUCCAGUCCAAGUACGAGCCCAGGAGCCACACGAUGGACGUCCAGGGCUCCACGGAGGGCUCGGCCAUCAAGGACUUCGUGCUGAAGCACACCUUGCCCCUGGUGGGUCACCGCAAGCCCUCCAACGACGCCAAGCGGUACACGCGGCGCCCCCUGGUGGUCGUCUACUACAGCGUGGACUUCAGCUUUGACUACAGAGCUGCCACUCAGUUUUGGCGGAGCAAAGUCCUGGAGGUGGCCAAGGACUUCCCCGAGUACACCUUUGCCGUGGCGGACGAGGACGACUUUGCCACGGAGGUGAAGGACCUGGGGCUCAGCGAGAGCGGGGAGGACGUCAACGCUGCCAUCCUGGACGAGGGCGGGCGGAAGUUCGCCAUGGAGCCCGACGAGUUUGACUCGGACACCCUGCGCGAGUUCAUCACAGCCUUCAAAAAAGGGAAGCUGAAGCCGGUCAUCAAGUCCCAGCCGGUACCCAAGAACAACAAGGGCCCGGUCAAGGUCGUGGUGGGGAAGACCUUUGACUCUAUCGUGAUGGACCCCAAGAAGGACGUCCUCAUCGAGUUCUACGCGCCCUGGUGUGGGCACUGCAAGCAGCUCGAGCCCGUGUACACCGCCCUGGGCAAGAAGUACAAGGGCCACAAGAGCUUGGUCAUCGCCAAGAUGGACGCCACCGCCAACGACGUCACCAACGACCGCUACAAGGUCGAGGGAUUCCCCACCAUCUACUUUGCGCCCAGUGGGGACAAAAAGAACCCAAUUAAGUUUGAGGAGGGAAACAGAGAUCUGGAGCACUUGAGCAAGUUUGUAGAGGAACACGCCACAAAGCCGGGCAGGACCAGGGAAGAACUGUGAGCCCUGCAGCUGGCGGAGGGCAGGAGGGAGCAGGCGCUCGGCUUCCAGCGGCUGGAGGCCGGGCGCGCCCCCGGCCCGGCCAGCGCAAGGGCAGUGUCUCGAGGGGUGUUUUUGUUUUGUUUUUGUUUUGUUUUUGCUUUUUGUUUUGUUUUGUUUUUAAUUUUUUAUACUCUGAUGUUUCACCUCACACUCUGAUACUGAAUAGAAAUGAAUGAUUCAAUAGAUUAGCCCAGAUUUUUACAGAGGAUACAUCUAUUUUUGUCAUUAUUUGGGGUUUGAUUUUUUAACUUUCCACUUUCUUUAAUAUAUUUCUUCAAAGCAGAUAAGUUGAAUCUCUUCUGUGAACGUUUUUUCUUAAUUUAAAAUUUUAAAAGCCUUUUUGCCAAAUCGUAUUGAAGUUUGCCCUUUACUGUGUAUGCCGUUGUCUGAGGAAUUCCUAGUCGGAGUGCUGCAGUCUCUCUUCUGUCACGGCACAAAGUGAGAGCCGUCCCCCAGUGCCCUGCCAAGGCCGUCCCUGCAGCCUGACCUCUGCACUGCAGCCGCGGAGUGUCCACACGGGAGCGGUGCCGGUGGGGCUGGGUGUCGCCGUGCCUUCUCCACGGCCCGCGGGCCGGCGGGCCUGCCCCAGGCCCCAGGUCCCCCGGCCCCUCGAGCCAGGAUCCGAGGAGCAGCCUCAGAGAGAGAGGCCACCCGCUGGCGGACGCAGCCCCACCUCUUCAGAAUGGACAUGGCCUGAGGGGAGAGGACCGUGGGCACAGGCGGAUGCUCUAGGGGGUAGAGACUGGGUGGGCUGUCGCAGUGGAAUAAAGGAAAUACUGAAA